Linum trigynum is the source of this 4604-nucleotide messenger RNA. Lineage: Eukaryota; Viridiplantae; Streptophyta; Magnoliopsida; Malpighiales; Linaceae. The record is from the annotation of a GenBank genome assembly.
GUACGUGGGAUGGUGCUACAAGAACUGAUUUCACACUCAUCGGGGGAAUGAUCCUUUAAGAACAGAGUGGAUCGGUGAUCCUUUUUCAGGGAAUUCAAAUUGAAGACAUUGAUGAUCCAUUGGUAGUUGAAUUAUUGGUUCUGCACGAGGCUAUCCAGUGGUGUCUGGACAGUGGUCUCGCGCAGGUGCAGUUCGAAGGGGACGUAAAGGUGGUCAUCGAUAAGGUCAACCAACCAGGAUAAUCUCUUUGACGCCAUUCUGGAGGAAGUUCGCUCUUUGCUAGGCAAUCAUAAUGGUCUUACUGUACGAUUUGUAGGUCGGAAUAGCAAUAGGGUAGCCCACUUGGUGGUUAGAAAAGCCUUUUCUUUGUAUCCGGCUACAUGUCGUUAUUUUGAUUUUAUAUCCUGGUUAUAUACUAGAGUGUAAUGUGUGGAUUUUUUUUCAAUCACUACAAAAUUAUCCUUUGUCAAAAAAAAUUGUUAUUGGAUAAUUUCUCAACCAAGCACAAAUGACUAAGUCAAUGAUUUUUCUCAUUUGCUAAUAUAAAUAAUAAUACAUAUGCCUUAAGUAAAAAAAAAAAAUCAUUCAAUCAAUUAAGAAAUAUUGACUCUUGGUCAAACUUAUUGUAAAAUUUGGAUGAAAGUUCCCAACAUUUAUCAUGUCAAUUAAUAAUGGUUUAAUUAUCCAAUUUCGACUCAUGUCCUCGAUCGGAAGUGUGUCAGUCUGAGUGUAGUAUCUUGUGUCAAAAUUUAUGAACCAACACACUUAAAUCAUUAUCUUAUAUAAUAUGCAUGAUCAAUAAUUUUCAAAUUUUUUUAAAUCUAUAAUUUUUAGAGACAUCCAAGUACACUAAAUUCGUGUUCCACCAAAUUCCAAAUCACAAGAUAUUUUCUUAAAAACAUUUGACUCGCCUAUUAAGUUACACGCUCGAGUUUAUGGCAAGAUGAUUUUGUCACCAAAAUUCGAUAAUAAGGUCAAAAUUCAGCCAUAUAAACUCUUACGGGUCGUUUGGAUGGAUCAAUUGUAAAACGAGACAAUUUGACCAAUUGUUUCAUUUUACAAAACGAGUCAUUUAAAACGAGUCAAUUCAGAUUACCUGCCCCCACCCCAGACAAUUGUAAUUGGCUCAAAAUGAGUCAAUUCAGAAUUCCCCCGCCUAAAUUGCUUCAUCCAAAUUUUCUGCUGCCAAACGGAUCAAUGUAGCACAAUUGACUCAAAAUGAGACAAUUGUGUCAGAUUGAUCCAUUAGAAUUCCUCAUCCAAACCAACCCUUACCUACCUUUCCUCGAGAAAGGCUUAAUUAAAUAGUUUGAUUGCUGCAUUUCUACACCAUCAAAAGAAGCCUCAUCGCAUGCUUCCACAGUUCCACUCAAGAUUUUUAGUCUACUUCUUCAGCCUAACCAUCAUUUGUUUUAUCCGCCUUUUCUCUCUUCCCCAUCAUUUCGCCCUCGGAAUGAAUCUGGUUUGGGGCAGACAGCGAUCCCAAAAACUCUCAUUAAAGUAUCAUCCGCCUCUUCAAAGGUGUACGGCCCUGAAACUGCUUCGCCACAAAAGAAAACCAAAAGGAAAAAAGAAAGAGAAAUUGAACAGAAAGUCCCCGUCUUUUAAAAUUCUCGAAUCGGUCCAAAAAACCGUCUCUCGGUGCAAAGCUCUCUCCUUUUCCAGAUGUGCGUGUGGAGUGAGUGUGCUGCACACUGCCCAUAUAUCUAGCUAGCAAAAAGAUCUGGCAGCAAAAGGUGAAGCAGAAAACCCAGAAAGAGAUGCCAAACAUAAUAGUGAAAGGAGGGAGCCGGCCGCCAUGGGUGGGAUUAGCUGCUGCUGUGUGGGUCGAGGUAGCUGCUGGGAAUGGCUACACGUUCCCUCUCUACUCUCCUGCGCUGAAAGCUGUGAUGGGUCUCAAUCAGCAGCAGAUUACGAUAUUGGGUGUUGCUAAUGAUAUUGGGGAGAGUGUUGGUUUGCUCCCUGGCAUCGCCUGCAACAAGUUCCCUCCAUGGGCUGUUCUAUUUGUUGGCGUCGUUAUGUGUUUCUUGGGAUACGGAGUUCUCUGGCUUACAGUUAGCCAGACUGUUGUUGGCUUGCCUUACUGGCUGGUAUGGAUUGCGCUAGUUAUUGGAACAAAUAGCAAUGCAUGGUUCGGGACAUCUGUUCUCGUAACUAAUAUGAGAAACUUCCCCCUCAGCAGGGGCACUGUCUCUGGUAUACUUAAAGGCUACGUUGGGCUCUCUGCUGCAGUUUACACAGUGAUAUACAACAUGGUGCUCAAGGAUUCUGCAUCCAAUUUCCUAUUGUUCUUAACCCUUGGCAUCCCAGUUACAUGUUUACUGAUGAUGUAUUUCAUCCGGGUGUGUACUCCAGCUUCUGGAGAAGACUCUUCAGUGCAUGUCCAUUUUCUUUUCACUCAGGCUGCCAGUGUUCUGCUUGCCAUUUACCUUCUGACAACCACAAUAGUGACUGAUGUGUUCUCUCUUGGAAAUGCUGCUUGCUAUACAUUGGUUGCAAUCAUGGUGGUUCUCAUGAUUUCUCCCCUUGGGAUUCCUGUCAAAAUGACACUCUUUCCAGCCAAGAAACGGAGCUCACCAACUUCUGCUUCAAAUCUUGCUGCUGCACCAGUUGCUGUUGAAGGUGACUCAAUCCCCCCAACCGAGCAGCCUUUGUUGGUUCAAUCAUCAUCAGCAGCUUAUCUCGGGAGUUUCCUUGAGAAUGAGGAUGCUUCAGAUGUUGAAACACUUCUUGCUGUUGGAGAGGGAGCUGUGAAGAAGAAAAGGAGACCCAAGAGAGGCGACGACUUCAAAUUCCGUGAGGCUGCAGUAAAAGCUGACUUCUGGCUUCUUUGGAUGGUAUACUUUCUUGGAGUUGGUUCAGGAAUUACUGUCCUCAAUAACUUGGCCCAGAUUGGGAUCGCCUUUGGACUUAAUGAUACAACAAUGUUGCUUGCCAUCUUCAGCUUCUGUAACUUUGUUGGACGCCUUGGAUCUGGCGUUGUCUCUGAGUACUUUGUCAGGUCAAGCUCGACCCCGAGGUCUGUGUGGAUGACAGUAGCGGAAACAAUCAUGGUCAUAAUUUUUAUUCUCUUUGGUCUUGGUGUUGAUGGCAUGCUGUAUGUGGCAACUGCUCUGAUUGGUGUCUGUUACGGAAUUCUAUACUCUGUUAUGGUCCCAACCGUUUCUGAGCUCUUCGGCCUGAAACAUUUUGGCGUCAUUUACAACUUCGUGCUACUGGGAAAUCCUGUUGGGGCUCUUCUCUUCUCAGGAGGACUUGCUGGGACUAUGUAUGAUAUUGAAGCUUCUAAGCAAGGAAGCUCCACCUGUGUAGGCCAUGAAUGCUUUAGGGUGACAUUCCUAUUUCUAGCUGCCAUCUGUGGUUUGGGCACUCUCUUGAGCAUCAUCUUAACUAUCAGAAUAAGGCCUGUUUACCAAAUGCUUUAUUCGGGGGGCUCUUUCCGUUUACCUCAGACUUCAGGCCACUGAUGAGCAGCGGAUAUAUAUUGUAUUGCUUCAGAGUAAGAGCAAGCUUGUUUUGAAAAGACUUGUCCUAGACAAGCCAUUUAGUAGUAUACACAUUAUAUAGGAGUUCUUACAUUUGCAGGUAAGAGUUUGUGAAACACUGUUGUUAAUUGGAGGUUGCCAAAUGUUGUAUGAAAUGACCUUAAAUAGUGAAGGAUCGUGAGGUUGAUGAAGUAUGGAAGCUAGAUGCUCCCAGAUUCUAUAUUGAGAAAUAAGAUUGUUUUCCUAUGCUAUAUGGUUAAAUUCUCGUGAUUUCUUGUUUUUUGGAUUAGCUGUUCUUGCCAGUCGCAUGGCAGUUUGAUACCCUUCAAAAUCACUUUGACGGACUAUAAUCAUGGCAAUUUACAGUAUGAUAAACUUUUUCUGGGAAGUGUCAGGGCUUGGAGCUUUGAACAGAUACGCAAGAAGGCUACUCCGCCAGGGGAGAGGGCGAUCUUAGCUGCAAUGAACCCUAACCUUCAGAAUCCUUCACUCAUGCUGAUUGUGCAGCACUACAACCUGUCAAACCCUGUGGCUGUGAGAUUUUUUAGUUCCUCAUUUCUUGUAUGAUAUUUUGUAGCCAACAUGGAAAGGAAGUUGUUUUAACAUUCUUCGUUGUUGUUCUUGUUGUUAUGAUGAUGAUGAUGAUGAUGAUGCAUAUGAUCGUAUGUGUCGGUUGAGUUUGUCAACAAGUAUCUGAGCCCAUUGCAGCAAGAUGAAAGUGAGAGAUUCCAUCAGCAGCAGAGGAAGAGAGUGGGUGAUUCAAUUCUCUUGGACAGACAGCAGUGGCUUGAAUCUGGAACUGGAAUGGGAUGCUUUCACAGACGAUAAUGAGUUGGAGCCAGAAGACAUUUGUCUGAUUGAGCUAGUCAGGCCUGCAGAUUGCAUCAUGAAAUUCCACAUCUUACGAGCAUCCUUUUAUGGUUAGAAAAUCUAGGAAUUCCCUGAGUGAUGAUCGACAUGUAAUAAGCUCGAAAACUUGGAUUGCUGUUGUUUGUAUAAUGGUUAAGGUAGCCUUACGGUAUGAGUGUGCAAUUCGAACCUGUUGCAGGCUUCCACUACAGGUUUUGUGCUGUUACCCUAAUGUACAAGAUCAUGUUUGAAAAAAGGUCUAUAACAUUA